CACGUGCCCGCCUCCUUUCAUCCUCGGCAGUCGGCACUCCCGAGUCCCCCACACCGCCGUGUUCCCCUCUCUUGUCAGUUGUCCCUUCCCCCACUUCCCUUUCCUUCCCGAAGAGACGGGCGCAGACGGCAGAGCCACCAUGGCCAUGGAGGACGCCGCCUCGGAGAGCAGCGACUGGGAGGUGCUCUCUGCCACCUCCGCCUGCGGGGGCGGCGACGACGAUGAGGUAUUAAUCGUCUCUGGCGGGGGCGGCGACGUCGUCCUCGACCACUUCGCUCUCACCCCCGACACCGCAGCCGCCUGGCCUGGCGACGGCGAGGGCUCGUGGUCGGACGACCGGGGCGCCUGGCAAGGAUUAGAAUUAUUGGAUGGGUUCGAUCCGAUUCCGGAAGCAAGUUUCAAUCUUGCAGCUGGUGUUUGGAACCAGCCGCUGCUGAUAAGCGGCGUGGAUGACGCCCGCGAAGGGGCGCGCAGUGCGACCCGCAGCGCAGAUGGAAAUCAAGAGGAGGUGGUAGCCGCUGAGAUUCAGCAGGAGAGUAAUUCUGUGUUUAGCCGCGGUGAAUUGCGCCCGGUGCUGCAGCCGGCGUAUCAUGGCGUGGGAGAAACUCUGGAUUCUGAUGCAGCUACACGUACAGGUGCCUCGCUCCAGGGUGAGGUAUCGGAGAGUUCCCUUGUGCGAUUGGAUGGAGGAAUUGGUACUGGUGUAGAAAGAUCGUGCCUUGAAGAUGCUGUGUCAAGUGAUGAGAUCCAUGGUGAACAAGAAGAGCAGGAACAAGGGAGCAAGGUUAAUGCUGCCACUGGUUGCGAUGAACCAGAUGGAGAGGUCAAGGAUGGUGCUCUGCCUCUGGCUCACACGGCAGGUACUGAAGAGGGGGAGAAGCAAUUUGUUGUCUGGUGGAAGCUGCCGUUCAAGCUGCUGCACUACUGUGCUUGGAAGGUGAAGCCGGUAUGGUCCUUCUCCAUCGCCGCAGCACUUCUUGGCCUGGUCGUGCUGGGGAGGAGGAUGUACAGAAUGAAGCGCAAGGCAAGGGGCUUGCCCCAGAUUAAGAUUGCGUUUGAUGAUAAGAGGGCCUCCCAAUUUGCUGAUCGCGCGGCAUAUCUCAAGGAAGCCUUCCUGGUAGCUAGACGUGUACCUAUGCUGAGAACAUCAUCUGGUGCUACGCUUCCAUGGUCAAUGGUUCAGGAGAGAUGAGUGAAGCUGCUCAAAGCUCCAUUCUGGAUGGUGUACAUCAGUACGAGCAUCUGAUUUGGCUUUGUCUAUAACCUUUUGUUUUAGAUGACGCGUCAAGGAGGAUUCCAAUGUUGAUGUCAGUGGUCUCUCUUUCUCGAUCUUCUCCAUUUUUACUUUACCUUAUCUUUCUUUUUUAAGGAACCACUUCUUGUGCUCCUGAUUUCCUUUUUUUUCUUUGCCCUUACUCUGUUUAGUCCGUGGUUAGUAGUGGUGUCCUAAAUUUAUCGUUCGUACAGACGUGCUCUUUUCUUUAUCUUGUUAAUUUAGAUGCUAGUUGUUGACGCUG
Messenger RNA from Zea mays, 1517 nucleotides. RefSeq lists its product as uncharacterized. Bases 140 to 1192 code for a protein of 350 amino acids. The transcript has 2 exons. The record is from RefSeq and is marked predicted. Lineage: Eukaryota; Viridiplantae; Streptophyta; Magnoliopsida; Poales; Poaceae.